This is a messenger RNA of Thecamonas trahens ATCC 50062, 3296 nucleotides long. RefSeq names its product white-brown-complex ABC transporter. The transcript has a single exon. The record is from RefSeq and is a predicted model, not a curated record. NCBI's taxonomy places the organism in Eukaryota, Apusomonadida, Apusomonadidae. Gene Ontology annotation, molecular function: ABC-type transporter activity; ATP binding; ATP hydrolysis activity. The coding region runs from base 1 to 2895 and encodes 964 amino acids. Gene Ontology annotation, cellular component: membrane.
AUGGCCGGCCUCGUGCGUCUCCUCUGCGUCAUUGCUGUUCUGUUGGCUACGGCUGCUGCCUUUCUGCCGCCAUCGGCCAACAACACGGCGCUGUACGCAUGUGAUGAAGAGAUGUAUGCGUCGCUCACGGAUGCUGCUGAGGGUCUGGAGGCGUGUCUACGUGCGCCAGACUGUGGAUCGGGCCCGAUCUUUCUGAUGGAUGUGCCGUGCGCGUGCUCGGCUUGCAGCGCUGCGUUUGCACGGGUGGCGCGGAUGUACAACACGUUGGCCCGGACGGGCGCGUGUGCGGUGCAGCGGUACAAUGAUGGUGUUGCUGGAAGGGUGGCCAAGAUCCUGGCGCUGUAUCCGUGUCUUGUUACGGUCCAACCCGGCCCAGAGCGCGACGGAUCGCCGGCGGACUGGUGCCCCGAACCCGGGCGCUUGCUUUGCGGCAACUACCCGCGGCUCUCUGCAGCCGGUUUUCCGCUGGCCGGAGCCGACCGCACGGCUCAGUGCAAGGCGGCGCUAGGCGCGAUCUGCAACCCUAGCGUGGCGUCGCGGCACUAUCCUGUCAGUGAUUCACGGCAGAACGUGCCGCCGUACUGCGGCGUCGGCGCCUGCGACACCAACGGUGUUUGCUCGGUCCUCUCCAACGCAACGCAGAUGCCGAGCACGGCAACGCUUCCGCUGACUGCGGUGGUCUGCCAGGCCACCUCGCCAUAUGCUUCCGCGGUCACCGAGGGCUACGGCCUGGACCCAGAUGCGAUCGGCGUUGGCUUUCCGAACGCGUCGGACGCGACCGGCAUUGCCAACGCGCUUCCGUCGAUGCCGAGCUUUGCAAGGCCGCCCAUUGACUGGUUUGGGAGCGGCGACUACGAUACGACGGUGUGUAAGAGCGGCAUGAUCUGCCAGAACGGGGCGUUCUUUUCGAUUUGCUGGGCAGGAUGGACUUGUCCUGACGGCCCGUUUGCUUUCACCUUUGGGCCUACGCCGGAGGGCGUGUACUCGCCCAAAGGCAUUGCGCGGACGUUUGAUUGCGGUACGCUGAUGGUGUGCGGCGCCGAGAGCGCGACGCCGAUUCAGCUCUUCCCGGCCGUCAUUAGCCUCGCUCUCGUUGUCGCCCUCGGCCUUGGAUGCGGGGCAUGGCACGCGGUGCGCUGGCGGCGAACUCGGCGGCACACUGUGACAACCACCCCCAGCCCCAUGACGCCGCUGCUGCCAGCGAGUGGCAUCAACGGUCCGGUGCGGCGUGGGGCCAACGUCGAGUUCCGCGACGUUGUCGUCGACACCCCGAGGUCGGCGCGGGUCUCGAAGCGCAUUUUGCACGGAGUCUCUGGUUCGUUUGCCGCAGGCACGGUUACUGCGCUGAUGGGUGCGUCGGGUGCAGGCAAGUCAACACUGCUCGACGCGCUGCUCGGGCGGAUCCAGCUGACGUCUGGCUCGGUGGAGAUGAGCGGCAAGGCUGGCUUUGUGCCACAGGCUGACAUUAUGGUGCCGGAGCUGACGGUGCGGCAAGUGCUAGAGCAUGCGGCGGCGACGCGGCUGCCUUCGUCGCGAGUGCGACGCAAAGCAGUGGACAGGGUGCUCUCGCUUCUCUCACUGGAGCACGUGCAGGACUCGAAGAUCGGCGAUGCCACAUGGGGCGACCGCGGGGUGAGUGGCGGCGAACGCAAGCGGGUCUCCAUCGGCAUCGAGCUCAUCGAGCUGCCAGGCGUGCAGGUGUUGUUUUGCGACGAGCCGACGACCGGGCUUGACGCGGCGACUGCGCUGGACGUUAUGCAGUCGCUUCGCAAACUGGCUACCGUCACCGGACUCACAGUGGUUGCUGUUCUGCAUCAGCCGCGACCGGAAAUUCUGGAGGCAUGCGAUGCCGAGCUGCAUCUUGCCGGCGGCCGUGUGGUCCGUGACGCGUCGAUGUCUGUGGCGCCGUCCGAGGCGCGGCCGCGGCGGUCGUGGCGUAGCCGACUUCCAGGCAUGCAGCGGCUGGAGCAGCUGCGUCGGACGCUUGCUGCGCGGACUGCCUUUCCAGCGCCGAUGUGGCGGCAGACGUGGGCGUGCGCGAAGCGCGCAUUGCAGCAGUACACCGCAAAGCCGUCUCGGCUGGUGUGGCUGGUCAUUGUGCAUGCGGCGUCGGCGGCGGUUCUCGGCUGCGGCUUCCUGCAGAACAAGGGCUCGGGCCUGCUUCUUCCGCCGCUGCCUGCAGCGCUUGCGAACCAGUGCCCGCCAGUGGCGCAUGAGGCGUGCGCCACCGAGCCGAUCGAUUGGUUCAACAUGCGGCUUUCGUCGUUCUACCUCUCGCUCGCGCUGGGCUCGGCCGGAGUCGCUGCGGCAAUUUGGACAUUUGGCGGCGAGCGAGCAGUCUUUCGCCGCGAGUACACCGCAGGCGCGUCAUCAGUUGCCUAUGUGGUCGGCAAGUCGCUUGUCGACAUCCCGUUCAUGGCACUUGGCGCAGUCAUCUUUGCCGGCGUGUACUUGCCGAUGCUCCGGCCGGUCUCCAAUUGGGUCUGGCACACGCUGCUCUUCUUCUGCAUCGAGUUUACGGUCUACGGACUCGGGUACCUGCUCUCUGUGGUGGCUUCACCAUCGACAGCGCUGGUCGUCGGCAUUUCGUCGACCUUUGCGGCAGCCAUCCUCUCUGGUAUCGCGCCCAAGUACCGACACGUGGCUGACUCGUACUCGGCGCUGGUGGUGUUUUGGGAUGUCUCGUUCUCGCGGUACGUUGUCGAGGCGCUCAUCGGGCUGGAGGCCCAGGUGUACCUUGACGAGCCGGAUGGCGCGUUUGUCGAGAGCGUGAAGCGGUUUGCUACCGAGUACGGGUUCCGGCUCGACGCAUACGUCCUCGACGUUGUCGCGCUCGUCGGCCUCGGCAUGGUCACCCGGCUCCUAACCUGGUUUGCGCUAGUGAGCCAGGCUUGAAGCUCGAGCUAACGCUACCGCUGUUUGGAGCGAUGGCGGAAAAUCAUACAGAAGAAGGCGAGCAGCCGUAGGCCACCGCCGUACAAGGCCAUCCACUUGAGCGCGUUGGCAGUCACGCCGGCGUCGAUAUGGUAGCCGUAGUUGUUAGAGGCAUAGACCGAGAUCCAGUACAAGUCCGACGGGUGCGCGUUGUGGAUGACGAGUGAGGCCUCGGCGCGCCAGAUGGCUUCCGAGUAGAAGAACGAGUACGUCGGCGUCCGCUGGAAGGCCAUGCCAGAGAAAACGCCCAUGACCAUGGCACAGAGGACCGAGGUGACGGCGGCGUUGGAGCGGGCGAGGACAAACGAGGUGAGAUAGCCCAGGCCAAAGUUUGUCCAAAGCAUCAUAAAGGUGAGCGCAAA